AUGACUUCCUCGAGCGAGAAGAAGGCUGCGCCUACAACCAAGGACUCCCCAUCCACCAAAUCCUCAAAGAUGCAUCGAAGGUCAAGAUCAGGCUGCUUCACAUGUCGACUGAGACGCAAAAAGUGUGACGAAGGCAAGCCGAAAUGUAAAGCGUGUCGACACUUGGGCCUCGAUUGCGAAUAUAAGCGGCCCCAUUGGUGGAGCAACAAUGAGACACGAAGAAAACAAAAGGAACAUAUCAAGAUCAUCAUCAAAAGGACAAAGACAAAUGAGAAGAGUUUGGGCCCACAAGGUCAAUAUGCACUGGCCCAAAUGGCCAGAGCUUCAUCUGAAGACUCCCAAGAUGAAUACGACAAUACCUUUGACCAAUCUUUUGCGACCACUCCCGGUAUCUUCGACCCAUACGCUCCCAACGUCUACAUGCCCCACACCGAUCCUUAUGGCCAAGGCUUUCCGUGGGAAGUAGAUGUCAAGACCGAACGCCAUACCUAUGUCAAUGAUGAACUCACUCGUCGAGACUCGACGAUAUCGACCUUCAGUACCUUCGUGCCUCCGCCUUCACACGCUAUGCUUCCAUCCUACACCGGGGACGACUGGGUCCAGCACGAUUUUUACGAGAGCCGGCAAGAUUCGUGGAGUGGAGAGGAAGGGAUCGACUUUAACUUUUUCGACUUCCCUCAUCUCGCUCCGAACUCUCAGCCCCAGUGUGCCAUGGUUCAACUCGACGACUGUGAUCGUCCUUUGUUCGACCACCUGCUCGACAAUGUGCUGCCCCUUCUCUUCCCCGUCCUCGAGGCCAAUCAACACGGAUCGGUCCGAGCGGAUGUGAUACUGCCGGCCCUGGAAAACAACAAGGCAUAUCUUCACUCCUGUCUGCUUGCUGCCGCCACCCACUUGAAGGGGAACAGGUCAUUCCCGAACGCCGCCGCCGAGGAUGAUGCUAUGCGGCACAAGCUUGCUUUCGUGACCAUUGUCGUUGACGCCCUCAAUUCGGAUACGCAUCACAGCGAAAUGCUCGACGCUCUACUAGGCAUGAUCUCGCUGCAAGGCUGCGUAGGCUCGGCGACGGACCUCGAAAAGGAAUUGAUUCCCUGGCACCAACACUUCCAAGCUGCCACCGACAUCGUGCAGAAGCUUAACCUUCCGGGCGUUUUAGAAAAUCUGGUCCAAACCGGAGGCUCCCCACCUUUCAACAUGACUCUGACCGCCUGGAUUGACAUUCUCGGCUCGACCAUGCUCGGAAAAGCGCCGAGGUUUUCCAACACCUACCGGAACAUGUUCUUCACCGGCGCGACCACGGGACUGGAAAAAUUGAUGGGGUGCAACGACUUCGUCAUGUAUCUCUUGUCGGAAGUCGCCUGUCUCGAUUCACUCAAGCUGGAGGGAAAACUCGAUGAUAUUGGCAUGUGCAGCCACAUCACCUCUCUCGCCCAAACUCUGGAUCAAAUCGAGCCCACGGAGCCUCUGCAAACUCCCUACUCGAAAUCGGGCGCUCUUCGACCGAAGCAGCUGUCCAAGAAUAUUACGGCUUUCUUCCGGAAGGCCGCACGCGUCUACCUUUGCUCGCUGGUCCCUGAGUACAACCGUCACCAGACGGCCACCGUCAACCUGAUCGCCCAGGCCGCAGACCUGCUUCAGUACGUUCCCGCGGGGCCGACGGGCUUCGACCGCUGUCUAGUGUGGCCUAUGCUCGUCUGUGGGGCGAACUCCAUUCCCGCGUCUCCCUUCCGCCGUGUUCUCUCGGAACGAUGCGACAUGCUUGGUGAUGCGGCCGACCACGGAUCUUUUGGCCGGAUGGUGCGCCUGUUGCACGAAGUAUGGAGAAGAAACGAUGACAUGGUGAUCUCGGCCGGUGUCUGUGAAGCCACGCCCGUGACGACCGGAAGUCCAGGAGACUCGAUCUCGACACCGAUUGCCUCCGCCUCAGCUUCCACCACUGCCGCCGCCGGCGCCGGAAACUCAGCCUCUUCAACGACAGCACCAAGGAAUCAGAACGUCCACUGGCGGGACGUGAUGCAGCAAAACGGAUGGGAUUUUCUUCUGAUAUAG
Messenger RNA from Rhinocladiella mackenziei CBS 650.93, 2049 nucleotides. RefSeq lists its product as uncharacterized. The transcript is spliced from 3 exons. Lineage: Eukaryota; Fungi; Ascomycota; Eurotiomycetes; Chaetothyriales; Herpotrichiellaceae. The record is from RefSeq and is a predicted model, not a curated record. Gene Ontology annotation, biological process: positive regulation of transcription by RNA polymerase II. Gene Ontology annotation, molecular function: zinc ion binding; transcription cis-regulatory region binding; DNA-binding transcription factor activity, RNA polymerase II-specific. Gene Ontology annotation, cellular component: nucleus. Bases 1 to 2049 code for a protein of 682 amino acids.